This is a messenger RNA of Guillardia theta CCMP2712, 1482 nucleotides long. RefSeq lists its product as hypothetical. NCBI's taxonomy places the organism in Eukaryota, Cryptophyceae, Pyrenomonadales, Geminigeraceae. Bases 1 to 1482 code for a protein of 493 amino acids. The transcript has 14 exons. Gene Ontology annotation, molecular function: histone H3K36 demethylase activity; histone H3K4 demethylase activity. Gene Ontology annotation, cellular component: nucleolus. The record is from RefSeq and is a predicted model, not a curated record.
AUGAUCUCGAAGCGAUCUCGCACGGCCGACAUUUGCUUCAUGCUCCUGCUGGGAAGUUUGAUCCAUCCUUGUCACGGAGCAAGAUCAUGUGCGAGAGGACAGCAUAGAAUCUCUGGACAGGUGACGAUUGCAGGAGACGGGGCGUGCGAGACUCCGGCGAUGUCCUUCCGAGUCGCAGAUGACGAUGGGCUGGGAAAGUUGUGUGCUCCGUUACAGGAUGAAGAGUUCUUCAUGCUCCCAGACAGUCCAUGGCAAAAUUCUCCCAGACAUGUGAGUAGACUUUGUUACCUUCCCUCCAGCGCAGUGACGAGCUCAAAGAUCAGCCGGCAAGACCGGCAUCGAUUCUGGUCUGUUCAAGUCCGACAGGAGGGCAUGCAAGAUUCGAACGUUCCGUUCGUAAACCACAAGGAAAUCAAGAUGGUUAAUGGGGAUCUUGAGACUUCCUACCUUUAUGGGAUAGAGGGGGAGGAAAUCUACAAGGAGCAAGCGCUGAACAACUUUGAGGAUGGAUACACCAUCCUACUGCACGAUGCAGACGUCUUGUUCUCCCAGGUUCAGAAGUUUGUGGAGAGUCUCGAGGAGGAUUUCGGUCUUUCGAUUGUUGCAAACCUGCACUACUCGCCCGAGAAAUCGAUUUGCGGGCAGACUGAUCGUCGGGGGGAUGAGGACGUUUUCAUUCUCCAGAUAGAAGGGAAUCAGAUAUGGCUCCUUGCAGACACUAACGCAUCUACGAGUUCAACAACAGGCAGCGAAGACUUCAGUAAGUUCCUAUUGCGCCAUGGCGAUACUUUGUACAUCCCUGCUGGCUGGACCCACAAGUGUACGUCCAAUGUCAGCUUUUUGUUUGGCGAAUCCAUUCAGCUGCGGCUGUACAUCAAGAAGAACUACUAUACGCUUCAUCGCUUCUUCCACACCAUGGUUGAGAAAGUUCUUGAACCGUCUUCCUCUCUCUUCAGCUCGGAUACAAAAGAAUCUCUUGAGUUCUGGAGAUGUUCUGCCGCACCAUUGCACUUCAAGGAUGUUGUUCAUUGGCUGGUACAUGCUGCGUCUCUCCAUCGGCGAUGGUCCAACAAGAAUUUUCUCCUCGCGCGUUAUGGAGUCAUUCCGGUAUCAGGAAAGUCGUUGGAUGACGAGUCAGCUGAGUUUUUCAGGUACUUGAGAGGAGCAGAUGUAGUGCAGAAGAUCCAAGAUGUCUUGUUGGCCCACAACGGAAGCCUUGAAGGUGGAAAUGUGUUUCUCAGUAAGGAAUGGCGGAAGAUUGAAGAAAGAUGCCCCGAGGGUUGGAAGGAGAUCUUGAACUCGCCAAAUCUACAAGAAGAGAUUGAAUUCUUGUUCUCAGUGUACGCGGACAGCAUAUCUGAGCAGAUAAAAAUGAAACAGCUAGACGCUGUUGAUGAGAUCACAAGACUGUCAUGGAAUGAUGUCUCUAGCAGAAGAAGACAGCGGGACGAACGAAGAGCGUCGGAAAGACAUGGCGUGUAG